GGGGAAAGAACUUCCCAUAAUGGCAUCAAAGUCUACUGGCUUGGGUGAGCCCACCCCAGACAUCCUCACCCAACAGCGAUCCCGAUUCCUUUUCCCCAUGAAUUAUCCACUUUUCUUCUCUCUCCCCCUUGUCCGAGCUGUAUCCGGAACUCAUUUUCACCUUCAAGCCCGCGAUCUCCAAAGCCUUCACUGGUGGCGGCCUGCAGCACCUCAAAGAACGUGCAGUUAGCCAUCGUUGGGGUUUUACCUCCUCGUUUGGUUCGCGGCUUUUCACUCAACUCCUACGCUCCUUACUUGGCCCUUGAUCUGCCAAACGACGCUCUUUUGCCUAACCUCUCAUUAUCCAAGUCUUUCUCUAUUCUAACUUCGAGAUGCUGCUAUUCCCUGCCCUCCUUACCGCCGCUCUUGCGGCCACCGGCAUAGCGGCUGCUAUCCCUAGCCGUGACGACACUACGGGCAACAAAGGCACCGCUUCACUGCUGCAAGUCCGCAAUCCGAGCUUCGAGUUCAGGCAUGGCCCCCUUGCGUUGGCAAAAGCAUACCAGAAGUUUGGCGCCCCGAUGCCAGAGGAUCUCAGGGCCGCCAUCGCUAGGUUCCGCCUGAACCAGAAGCGAACGACCGGCACUAUUGCAACGGAUCCUGAGAAGCACGACGUCGAAUAUCUGACACCCAUUUCCAUUGGUACCCCAUCGCAAAAUCUCAUUGUUGAUUUCGACACAGGGUCUAGCGACCUCUGGGUCUUCAGCACGGAGAUGUCCAAGAGUGAUAUCAAGGGCCAGAGUGUGUACGAUCCGAACAACAGCUCCACAUCUGAGAAGCUCCAGGGCUCAACUUGGGAGAUCACUUACGGCGACGGCAGCUCCUCGAGUGGCGACGUCUACCUCGACACGGUCACGGUUGGCAGCUUGACUGUCCCUAACCAAGCCGUAGAGGCGGCCAAGAAGGUUUCAGACGAGUUCACCGACGACGCACACAAUGAUGGCUUGUUGGGUUUGGCCUUUACUUCUAUCAACACAGUUCAGCCUACCCCACAGAACACUUUCUUUGACAACAUCAAGGGCAGCCUUGACGCUCCUCUGUUUACCGUCGAUCUGAAGCAUGGGGCCCCGGGCAGCUAUAAUUUCGGCUACAUUGAUCCCGCAGCAUAUAUCGGCAACAUCACUUGGACGCCUGUUGACAAUAGCCAGGGCUUUUGGGGCUUCACCUCCCCAGGAUAUGCGGUUGGCACUGGAAGAUUCCGCAAUCACUCUAUGAGUGGCAUUGCCGACACCGGGACUACGCUACUGCUUCUACCCAAGUCUGUCGUCAGUGCAUACUAUAAGGAGGUCCAGGGCGCCCAGUAUGACAGUAGCCAGGGCGGUUAUAUUUUCCCUUGCAGCCCUACUCCACCGGACUUUGUCUUUGCUGUCAACAACGGCAAUGUUACUGUUCCAGGAGACAUGCUCUCGUAUGCACCAGUUGAUAGUGCCAACCAAAACUGUUUUGGUGGCAUCCAAAAGGAUACAGGCAUCGGCUUCUCGAUUUUCGGCGACGUCGCGCUCAAGACUAGCUUUGUCGUGUUUGAUGCUGGCGGCUUGCAGCUUGGUUGGGCGGCAAAGAAUCUAUGAUUCGGGAGGAUGGGUAUGGUUGGACCAUCCAGGAAGACUCAUUUCCUCUUCGAUGAUCAGGAACGUUGAGU
This is a messenger RNA of Neurospora tetraspora, 1678 nucleotides long. Its product is annotated as aspartic peptidase domain-containing protein. The record is from RefSeq and is a predicted model, not a curated record. NCBI's taxonomy places the organism in Eukaryota, Fungi, Ascomycota, Sordariomycetes, Sordariales, Sordariaceae. Bases 372 to 1607 code for a protein of 411 amino acids. Gene Ontology annotation, biological process: proteolysis. Gene Ontology annotation, molecular function: aspartic-type endopeptidase activity. The transcript is spliced from 2 exons.